This is a messenger RNA of Papilio polytes (common Mormon), 3186 nucleotides long. RefSeq names its product RRP12-like protein. The record is from RefSeq and is a predicted model, not a curated record. NCBI's taxonomy places the organism in Eukaryota, Metazoa, Arthropoda, Insecta, Lepidoptera, Papilionidae. Bases 1 to 3186 code for a protein of 1061 amino acids. The transcript has 15 exons.
AUGGGAAAAUUUAGAUCUAAACUGAAAGGAAAAACGAAGGGUAAAAGAUGGCAAAAAGGACAGUCAUCAAAUUCAAAUCCCAAGAUACAAAAAUACAGAGAAAUGGCUAAAUCCCGGUUCUUCCAAGAGAAUCUCGGAAGCACUGGCUUGACACAACAGGCUGUACUAAAACAUGAUGCUAUGAUGACUUAUGGUCACAGUACAGGCAAGCAGAAAUCCGAAUCAGAGAAUGAGCUAGCUAUAGCUAAGGACUUUGAAUCUAUGUCAAUGAGGAGUGGUGACGAGGGUUCAGAGACAGAAUACACAGGGUCUAUGAAGUCUGGUACAUUUAGGACAUUUCAGACAUUUGCAUCUGACUGGAGUCAAUGUUCAAAUGUUAGUUUCAGCAAGUUGCUAAAUAGGUUUGAUUCAAAUAAUGCAAUCCACAAAGACAUGCUGGCUGUCCUAGCUGCUGUCACUGAGGUUAUAAAAGAACAAGGUGGCAAGGAGACCUCCACUGAAUACUUUGCUGCAUUGAUCCAGACACUCAAAGCAUCAGAAGAUGAAACCAGUCUUGUAGCAACAUUAUCUUUACUCUCAAUGGGUAUAAAGUCUGUACCGCAAGCAGUACUGAGGAAACAAUUCUCGGAUUCAGCGACAAUAUUCAUAGAAUUACUAGAGAAGAAUGCACAGAGUGACAAUGGUACAUUACUGCGGAGUAUAAUUGGGUGUCUUUCUGUGUUGCUGCGAGCACAGGAGUAUGCGUUGUGGGGGGAUUCCUCUACUAUGAAAGUGUUUGAUUCUGUCCUAGCGUUUGUACUGCAUGCUAAACCAAAGGUACGAAAAUCAGCGCAGCAUGCUAUCACAGCUAUUUUACGAGGCAGUUGUUUUAUGUUGCCUACAGAUGAAGACAAAGCCAAGGUUCCUAAGUUACAUCCAGCAAGUAACCGAGUUGCGGAGUACUGUCUAUCCCAGAUUAAACCGGAGGCUUUACUGUCUGGACAUAGAUCGGUACUGCAUAUAUUGACCAUGCUCAGAGAUGUGCUAUCUGUUUUUAGUAAGGAUUAUAUUAAGACGAUCUGUGAGUCCAUUCUGUCUCUAAUGUCUCACAAUAAUAUAUACAUAAAGACGUGUUGUCUACACACGCUGCACGCGCUCUUCGUGUCCGAGGGCAACUUGAGCGGUGCGCUGGCUUCGCAGCUGGCCCGCGCGCUACUGGCUUCGCGCCCACCAGCUAAUGAUACUGGACAGAGUCUUGCAUGGACAGCUGUAAUACAGCAGGCGCUCUGCUGUCUUGCUAGGUUAGAUUUGAAAUUGUGCGUACCGAACCUGCCCGCUUUCGUCACCGUGUGCGUCACCGAGCUGUGGCACUCUGACGUCACCGAUGUUAACGCAGCAUCCACUAACGCACUAAAGGCUUUGCUUUUGGAUUGUGUGAAACCCGCUGUUGAAUCUGAGGAUUUCGUAAAAUAUAAAACCCAUAUAGAUACAAUAUUGAAGACCAUCGGAACAGGACUAGAUAAUCCAUUCAAUCAGGCUCUCAGACAUGUUAUUUUGACAUUGGCUGUAUGCUUCGAAAUAGGUAAUAACAAACUAACAUACAUACUUGGACCGUUAUUAAAGAAACUUAACGAUAUAAAAGAAAGCCAUAACUUCAACCAUCACAAAGAAGUGGAAUAUGCCACGGGAAGUGCCAUCAAAGCCCUAGGUCCAGAAUUCGUGCUAACUUACAUCCCACUUAGAGACGGAACGGAUAUUAACUUAGAAAGAAGCUGGCUAUUACCUGUGCUUAGAGAAAAAAUCAUAAAUUCCAAUUUGAAAUACUUCGCUACAGAAAUUUUAGAUAUGGCAACAUUUUGUAGGAAAAAAUCUCGAGAAUACAAACAGAAUAAUGAUAACACAAAAGCGCAUACUUAUGAAUUAUUGUGUAACCAAUUUUGGUCUUUGUUGCCAAGUUUUUGUAAUAACCCUAAAGAUGUUAAAGAUAGUUUUAAAUCUAUCGCUCGUGUUUUGGGCAAUGUUUUAAAAGAUAAUCCGGAAUUUCGUUUAUCUGUGAUGCAAGCUAUAAGGAAAUUAAUAAUGUGCUCUGAAGAUGAAGACCAAAAGGAAUUGGGCAGAUUUGCUAAAAACUAUCUACCUAUAUUGUUGAAUAUUUAUAUGACUCCAGCUAAAGGGGAAGGGGAAGGACAUAGGUUAGCAGCGUUGGAGACUAUCCAGAUAUAUUUAACAAUAACGGACCAGAAUGUUCGAGAAGAAUUAUAUAAGAACGCAAUAACGCAACUAGAAGCUUCCAUAGACAAUCAUUUCCAAAGAGAAUCUAUAUUAGAUGUCAUCCGUUUAUUAAUUUUAUACCAAACGAGCGAAGAAAUCGCUGUUUUAUUUGACAAAUGGGUAUUCCCAUUAGCCGAAACUGUAAUAGAAGAUCCAAAGAAGUUUAAAAAAGCGAAAAAAGAGAAAAUGGAAGAAGAUAGAGAAGUUAAACCGUUGAAAUAUAAGGAAAAAGUGAGAUUACUGGAAAUGGAACAUAAAAAAGCUUAUAGGAUUUUAGAGGAGAUAUUUAAAAGUGAGAAUGAAUCUUGUAAGGAAUUUGUUAAGAGUAAUUAUAAGAAGUUAAAGAAAAUGUUAAUGAAUUCGUUGAAUAAAGUCGCUGAUAGCAGUAAAGCUGCCAGAUUGAGGUGUAUAGAGCAUUUAAUUAACAGCAGCCACUUUUUGAACAGCGAAAGCAAGUUAAUAAAGAGUGCUGUAGCGGAAAGUGUUAUUUGCACUAAAGAUAUCAACUCUAAAUGCAGACAAUGUGCUUUUAACGUUAUUAAUACUGUUGGGAACUUGCUGAAGACACAGGAUGGAGGAAUGGCAUCCUUCCUGGAGAUGGUGUCAUCAGGUCUGUCAGCGACGCUACCCCGCGUGGUGUGCGCCACGCUGCGCGCCCUCGCCUCCGUACUCUUCAGCUUCUCCGAGGACUUGGGCCUGGAGACGGUGCAGCGUCUACUGGAUACUGUCGCACAGAAGAUGCUGGAAAAUAACAGAGAAGUGGUAGCUGGUGGUAUGAGUUUCCUUAAAAAGAAGGGCAAACCUGACCCCUACGCCUACCUGCCCCUCUCCAGGAACAACUUGAAUAAAAGGAAAAAAGCUAUAACGUCGAAACAAUUUAAAGGCAUCGUGAAAUCCAAGACUAAAAACUUGAAACUGAAGUCAAAAAGGAAAUGA